Messenger RNA from Homo sapiens (human), 1785 nucleotides. RefSeq names its product butyrophilin like 2 (gene BTNL2). Gene Ontology annotation, molecular function: signaling receptor binding. The transcript is spliced from 8 exons. The record is from RefSeq and is a predicted model, not a curated record. Lineage: Eukaryota; Metazoa; Chordata; Mammalia; Primates; Hominidae. Gene Ontology annotation, cellular component: membrane. The coding region runs from base 337 to 1785 and encodes 482 amino acids.
UUUCACUGUUGAGAGGAUUAUAGCUGUUAGGAGGUGAAUGUGCUAUUCUGAUUUUCGGAAUGCAAUCUCAUUUUCACAGGGCCUCCGGGAUUUGGCUCUGCCUUCAACUGGGGUGAGAGGGCUUAAAUCCUCCUUCACCCAAAGUCCUGGAGGAGGCCUCCACACUCUCUGGCUCUCCCACACUCUCUGGCUCUCUGGUGUGUCUUUGAUCAGCACACCCCAGGGCUCUGACCUGUUUCUGACCACCUGCUAUGUGGAUGAAGAUACAUCUGGGGCCAAGUGAGAAGACCCAGUAGCACCAGGUUUCGCCCCAAAGGAGAGAGGGAGACACGGAGGAUGGUGGAUUUUCCAGGCUACAAUCUGUCUGGUGCAGUCGCCUCCUUCCUAUUCAUCCUGCUGACAAUGAAGCAGUCAGAAGACUUUAGAGUCAUUGGCCCUGCUCAUCCUAUCCUGGCCGGGGUUGGGGAAGAUGCCCUGUUAACCUGCCAGCUACUCCCCAAGAGGACCACAAUGCACGUGGAGGUGAGGUGGUACCGCUCAGAGCCCAGCACACCUGUGUUUGUGCACAGGGAUGGAGUGGAGGUGACUGAGAUGCAGAUGGAGGAGUACAGAGGCUGGGUAGAGUGGAUAGAGAAUGGCAUUGCAAAGGGAAAUGUGGCACUGAAGAUACACAACAUCCAGCCCUCCGACAAUGGACAAUACUGGUGCCAUUUCCAGGAUGGGAACUACUGUGGAGAAACAAGCUUGCUGCUCAAAGUAGCAGGUCUGGGGUCUGCCCCUAGCAUCCACAUGGAGGGACCUGGGGAGAGUGGAGUCCAGCUUGUGUGCACUGCAAGGGGCUGGUUCCCAGAGCCCCAGGUGUAUUGGGAAGACAUCCGGGGAGAGAAGCUGCUGGCCGUGUCUGAGCAUCGCAUCCAAGAUAAAGAUGGCCUGUUCUAUGCGGAAGCCACCCUGGUGGUCAGGAACGCCUCUGCAGAGUCUGUGUCCUGCUUGGUCCACAACCCCGUCCUCACUGAGGAGAAGGGGUCGGUCAUCAGCCUCCCAGAGAAACUCCAGACUGAGCUGGCUUCUUUAAAAGUGAAUGGACCUUCCCAGCCCAUCCUCGUCAGAGUGGGAGAAGAUAUACAGCUAACCUGUUACCUGUCCCCCAAGGCGAAUGCACAGAGCAUGGAGGUGAGGUGGGACCGAUCCCACCGUUACCCUGCUGUGCAUGUGUAUAUGGAUGGGGACCAUGUGGCUGGAGAGCAGAUGGCAGAGUACAGAGGGAGGACUGUGCUGGUGAGUGACGCCAUUGACGAGGGCAGACUGACCCUGCAGAUACUCAGUGCCAGACCUUCGGACGACGGGCAGUACCGCUGCCUUUUUGAAAAAGAUGAUGUCUACCAGGAGGCCAGUUUGGAUCUGAAGGUGGUAGGUCUGGGUUCUUCCCCACUGAUCACUGUGGAGGGGCAAGAAGAUGGAGAAAUGCAGCUGAUAUGCUCUUCAGAUGGGUGGUUCCCACAGCCCCACGUGCAGUGGAGGGACAUGGAAGGAAAGACGAUACCAUCCUCUUCCCAGGCCCUGACUCAAGGCAGCCAUGGGCUGUUCCACGUGCAGACAUUGCUAAGGGUCACAAACAUCUCCGCUGUGGACGUCACUUGUUCCAUCAGCAUCCCCUUUUUGGGCGAGGAGAAAAUCGCAACUUUUUCUCUCUCAGAGUCCAGGAUGACGUUUUUGUGGAAGACACUGCUUGUUUGGGGAUUGCUUCUUGCUGUGGCUGUAGGCCUGCUCAGGAAGAGAAGGUGA